AUGUCUCCCUCGCCACAGAAUUCCAACAACGACGAAGAAGGUAGAAAUGCGGCUUCAAAGACUCCGUAUCUUUAUCUUACUGACUCUUACGCGCCUCCAGAAACAAAGCUCCAUCCAAGAGCAUCGAGUGCCUCCACGCAAGGUCUCAAAAAGGAUAAGAGGAAAGCAACUUCACGACAGAGGAUCUUAGACGGGGCGACUAUGCAUACCCGCUCCAUGAGCAUCAAGGGUGACGAUAAUGGGGCGACUAUGCGUACUCGCUCCAAGAGCAUCAAGGAUAAUCCAACAUCUCGUGCCGAUCACAACCGUUCAGUGUCACGAGGUCGUACCGCUACACGGAGACGCUCAGUCGGACUGAACUCUGCGUCUACUGCGCAUGGCCCCGGCAAAGGCGAGAUGUCAGACCCCUCCGUCGCUUCCAUUCUACGACCGAGACCGUUACCGAAGCAAGCCGCCGAGCGAGAUACUCUCCACAUGCCUCCUUCGAGCGAUCUUGGGAAGAAACGUGGCGGUGUUGGCUCCCCGAGCGGCCCAGGGAUCUCUGGCAAUAUAAACUGGAGCCACAGGAAUCGACUCGGACAUCUCAGAGGAUCGGGAGGACCGCCGACCUUCGGCAACGACUACAAUAGCAAGACGACCGGCACGCAAGGCCUCUCCUCGAUCUUCGGUCUGAUUGCCGUUGCUGUAACUUUAGCCUACAUGACAGGCUGCGAGUCGCCGUCGGUUGGGAUCCAGAAGUCUUGGGACCUGGUUUUGCAGGCCGGGGCUGGAGUCACGUCGGCAUAUAUCUGGGCACUAUGCGCGACGCAGCAGCUCUACCAGCGCUUGCCUCCCGUUCGUGCCGCUCCACGCUACUCAUCAGGAGAACGAUUGAGCGUCGCACUUGGCCAGACAUACACUGAUCUGUCACAAGCCCUUGCCGCGAGCGACUCGCUCUACCAAGCACCUGCGCUGAUCAGCCAAAGACGGAGUGAGGCACUGAGGUUUCGGCUUCCCGAAGGAUCCCUCACUCGGAAACCUUUGCAGCUUUUCCUCCGGCAGACUGUACACAUAGACGAGGACCUGCUCCGUCUGAUACUCUAUCUCGGCCAAAUCUCGACUCUCACCCUUCGGCAGCAGCAGGAGACCACGGACACACUGCGCUUCAUCCAACGUGUCGAGUACUUUGGGACAUUUCAGAUGCUCCGGGUUCGCGUUGUAGGCGUUUCAACCCAAGAGUCUCAGCUGAAGACCCGUUUGGAAGAGCACUUCCGUUACUUGAACGAAUCGAUUCGGGUGGCCCAAAAAGCGGCUCACCAGGUGUUGCAGCAGUACGUGACCCUCGCCUCUACGACCGAAGCGAUCCGUCAAAGCUCCCUUGGGGAUGAGCAACGCUUCCUAUUCAUCAAAUCGGAGGCGGCAUCGCAGUUGGGCUGGGUCAAGAAGACAUCGGUCCAACUGUUCGGAUUAGCGGAGCCGGAGGAUCUGGUAGAGAUCAGCCAGAACGUGGAGCUCGCCCGUGGCAUCCAUAACUGGACGCAGAAUGUGGUGGACUCCCUGCAGCGCGUGACGUUACAUCUCAGUUACGCAAAGGCCAAUAUAGGAUUACUUGUGGAAGAUCAUCAGCCACAAUAG
Letharia columbiana is the source of this 1614-nucleotide messenger RNA. RefSeq lists its product as uncharacterized. Bases 1 to 1614 code for a protein of 537 amino acids. NCBI's taxonomy places the organism in Eukaryota, Fungi, Ascomycota, Lecanoromycetes, Lecanorales, Parmeliaceae. The transcript is spliced from 4 exons. The record is from RefSeq and is a predicted model, not a curated record.